This is a messenger RNA of Cynara cardunculus var. scolymus (artichoke), 1976 nucleotides long. RefSeq names its product reticuline oxidase-like. Gene Ontology annotation, molecular function: FAD binding; oxidoreductase activity. The coding region runs from base 1 to 1749 and encodes 582 amino acids. The record is from RefSeq and is a predicted model, not a curated record. NCBI's taxonomy places the organism in Eukaryota, Viridiplantae, Streptophyta, Magnoliopsida, Asterales, Asteraceae. The transcript is spliced from 2 exons.
AUGGGGUCUCGUCUUUUUCCCCUAAUCACCAUCUUCUUCGCCAUGUCUGCACUUUCUGUAACUUCUUCUAAACUCAGUUAUCAACUUCAUCAAGAAGAAACAACUCAGUUUUUCACUCGGUGUUUAACUCAGUAUGGUGUUCAUAACUUUACGACUCAUUCGAAUGGGAACAAUGAUUCAUCGCUUUAUAAUCAUCUUCUUAAUUUCUCCAUUCAGAAUCUUAGAUUUUCUGGUUCAUCGUUGCCCAAACCAACUGUUAUUGUUUUCCCGGAAAAUAAAGAACAGUUGGCGAAAACCAUCGUCUGUGCCAACAAAUCGUCGCUGGAAAUCAGAGUCCGGUGCGGCGGUCACAGCUACGAGGGGUCGUCGUCGGUGGCCGUGGAAGGUGGUCCAUUUGUGGUGAUUGAUAUGACCCGAUUGGACCAUGUCUCGGUGGAUGUAGACUCGGGUCGUGCUUGGGUUGAAGCUGGUGCGACCCUCGGUCAGACGUAUUCCGCCAUUGCUGAGGUUAGCCUGGUUCACGGGUUCUCGGCAGGAUCGUGCCCGACUGUCGGAACCGGUGGUCACAUUUCCGGCGGCGGGUUUGGGUUGUUGUCUCGGAAAUACGGCUUGGCAGCGGAUAAUGUAGUCGACGCGGUUUUAAUAACCGCCAAAGGCGAGUUACUGAACCGCGACAUGAUGGGUGAGGAUGUGUUUUGGGCGAUACGAGGCGGUGGUGGGGGUGUUUGGGGAGUCGUGUACGCUUGGAACAUCCGGUUAUCAAGCGUACCGGAAACUGUUACCAGUUUCAUCGUGUCGAGACCGGGCACGAUGAAACAGGUGAGCGAUCUGGUAAACAAAUGGCAACACGUUGCGCCUAAACUGAACGACGACUUUUACUUGUCGUCGUUUGUCGGUGCUGGUUUGCCGGAACGGAAGAACAAACCAGCGGGCUUAUCCGCCACAUUCAAAGGGUUUUAUUUAGGACCGAAGAACAAAGCCCUAAUCGUCAUAAACGAUUCUUUCCCCGAGCUAAAUAUCGUCGAAACCGAUUGUAAAGAAACGAGUUGGAUCGAAUCCGUUCUCUUCUUCUCUGGACUUGGAACCGGAAGCUCGAUCUCCGACUUAAAAAACCGAUACUUGCAAGAUAAACUAUACUACAAGGCAAAAUCCGACUACAUCCGUAAACCAAUUCCACGAUUCGGCCUAACCAUGGCACUCGAAAUCCUCGAAAAACAACCGAAAGGGUACGUAAUUCUCGACCCGUACGGUGGCGCAAUGCAAACAAUAUCUAGCGACUCCAUCCCUUUCCCGCACCGGAAAGGGAACCUUUUCACGAUCCAGUAUCUCGUCGAAUGGAACGAAACCGACGACAACAAAAGCAACGAGUACAUAGCGUGGAUACGCAGCUUUCAUGGCUCGAUGACGGCUUACGUCUCACAGAACCCGCGAGCCGCGUACGUUAACUACAUGGACCUUGAUUUGGGAACGAUGAAUUGGAUCAAAACGAGGGCCGAAGAUGAUGCGGUCGAGAAGGGUCGCGAAUGGGGCGAGAAAUACUUCGAUACGAACUACGACCGAUUGGUGAAGGCGAAAACCGAAAUCGAUCCGUACAACGUUUUCAGGCAUCAACAAAGCAUUCCUCCGAUGUCUUUGAAGAACAAGAAUGAAAGAUCAAGCAGAAUGAGCGAAAUGGAGUCGGUCGGAAAUGGAGUAUGUCAAAACAACUGGAAAUAUGAAGUAACUGGAAUGGAAUUUAGCCAGAUUUGACCAUACGUUUGGUUAGCAGCAUUUGAAGUGAAAUAUAUCAAAGAAUUUGGAUUAUGUAUGUUUGGUUCUCGAAUACGUAUUUGUAACUAAAUAAAGAUGCAUGAAAAAAUAUCCCUUGAGGACGUUUUUCAUGUUAGCGUAUGCCUAAAAGUCAAUCAUAGGAUGAUUGUAUGUUUGAACAAGAUUGUCAUGAUAUUCAUUAAUAAAGGUGUUGUCUAUUUUUAACC